AUGGCAGUUCUGAUCAACAACUACUACUACAAGAAAGAAGACAAUUCCCCCGUAAUCGUGGUAGAAAAAAACGUCGGCUUAAACUAUGGCCUCCUCGGAAACAACCUCCCAUCUCCCCCCAAAGUUAUAAGCUUUUACAAGUCAUUAGGGAUUACCAAAAUACGAAUCUUCGACCCCAACACUGAGGUUCUUAAUGCCUUACGUGGCAACCGUGAUAUUCAAGUCAUCGUAGGUGUUAAGGAUCACUAUCUCGCUGCUCUUGCCGAGAGCGAAGAAGCUGUUAAGAACUGGUUCUCGACCAACAUCGAGCCUUACUUAGCCGACGUAAACAUCACGGUCCUCACCGUCGGUAACGAAGUCAUCCCCGGUCCAAUCGGUCCUCACGUGCUUCCCGUCGUGCAGUCUCUCACCAGCCUUGUCAAGUCGAGGAACCUACCGAUCUUGAUAAGCACCGUAGUGGCGAUGUCUAACCUCGAGCAAUCUUACCCACCUUCGGCUGGAUCGUUCUCUCCCCAAGCUCGUGAGCAACUAGUUCCUGUACUCAAGUUCUUGUCUCAAACCAACACGCCUAUCUUCGUCAACAUCUACCCUUACUUCGCUUACGUGUCCGAUCCCAUCCACAUCAGUCUCGAUUACGCCAUCUUCAACAAUAAACAUGUCGCUUUCCAGGACGGGCAAAUGAAGUAUACAAACCUGUUUGAUGCCAUCUUCGACGCUUUCGUGUCCGCAAUGGAGAAGGAGGGAGUGAUGGAUUUACCAAUGGUGGUGUCCGAGACCGGAUGGCCUUCCCACGGUAACGGGGAGAUGACAACGCGUUACAUUGCCUCUACAUACAACAGAAACUUUGUCAAACAUAUUGAAAGUGGGGCAGGGACGCCCAAGAGGCCAAACAGAAGCAUUGAAGGGUAUUUAUUCGCAACCUUUAACGAGAAUCAGAAACCAGCUGGGACUGAACAGAACUUUGGGUUGUACUAUCCUACUAAUAUGAAGCCUGUCUACAAGAUGUUUUGA
Molecule: messenger RNA, 1011 nt
Organism: Camelina sativa (false flax)
Lineage: Eukaryota; Viridiplantae; Streptophyta; Magnoliopsida; Brassicales; Brassicaceae
Source: RefSeq, a predicted model, not a curated record